UUGAAUCAUUAGGGGGAGGAGAAAGAGAGGCCAUACUCUCGAGGCGACAUCAACAUUAGAGCCAUCGCCAUCUUCAACCUCACCACCAAGCCGCUUCCCAGUCGUCAGUAGGGACUCUACUCUUUAAGUUGGAUAGCGCCGUCGGCUCGACCCCCCCAGCUAUCACCGAAUCGUUCCGUUCGAACCCAGGCUAGCUUCUCCUCGCAUCACGAAAGCCGUUCCGUCCAUAGCCGUCGGAUUUCUUCUCUGAAUUUUUGGAAUUCCUUUCGGGCCCUUUGCACUUUUUUUUUGGAAAAAAAAAAAAGGUUUACACCCGAUCCUUAUUCUUUGCCUGCCCUCUUCCUUCGAGCCAAGCCUGCAUGCAAUCAUCGCCAACGCUGCUGGGGCUUAAUCUACGUGCGCGCACGCGUCCACGUACCGUAUCAAUACUCGUACUCCUACGCCUCCGGAUGAGCACCCGGACGUCGCGAGUUCAACUCUAAGAGCGAUCCGACCGUAGCUUUUUCAUCCUUCCUUCUCUUCCCCUUGCCCAUCAUGUGUUUCGGUAGUCGAAAGUCGAACGAGCAGGGCAGUGCUCGAUCGCGAGAGCUCGACAAGAUCAUCCGACAAGAUGAGAAGCGCAUGGCGAGAGAAGUCAAGCUGCUCCUGUUAGGUGCUGGAGAGUCGGGCAAGUCGACGGUGCUGAAGCAGAUGAAGUUGAUCUACGCGCAAGGCUUCACCAAGACGGAGAAGUUGGAAUUGAAGCCCGUCGUCUUCAGCAACGUCGUCCAAUCGAUGCGCGUCAUUUUCGAUGUUAUGGCCGACUAUUCGAUAGAAUUCGAGAACAAGGAGAACGAGAAAAACAAAGCGAUGCUCCUCGUCGACGUCGAAAUAUCGUUGCACGAUUCCCUCCCUCCAAGCUAUCUUGGCCCGGUCAAGGCCCUGUGGGCCGACGGCGGGGUGCAAAAGGCCAUCUUAAAAGGCAACGAAUACGCCCUGCACGACAAUCUAGCAUACUUUUGCGAAGAUGUCGACCGCAUCUGGGCGAGCGACUAUGUCCCCACCGACCAAGAUCUGUUGCGAUCGCGUUUAAGAACGACGGGCAUCACGGAAACAAUCUUCGACUUGGGCCAAUUGACGUAUCGGAUGUUCGAUGUGGGCGGCCAGAGGUCAGAACGGAAGAAGUGGAUCCACUGCUUCGAGAAUGUCAAUAGCCUCCUCUUCCUAGUCGCGAUUAGCGGCUACGAUCAGUGUUUGGUCGAAGACAAAGACGGCAACCAAAUGAACGAGGCGCUGAUGCUCUGGGAGUCCAUUGCGAAUUCGCACUGGUUCACCAAGUCGGCCCUCAUCCUCUUCCUCAACAAGAUGGAUCUCUUCAAGGAGAAGAUCGCCACGAGCCCGAUAACGUCUCACGGCUUCGUCGAUUACCAGGGCCCGCCGGACGAUUACAAGCAAGCGAGCAAGUAUUUCAUGGACAAGUUUAGGGCCCUGAACCGGAACCCUGAGAAGGAGAUCUACGGACACUUCACCAACGCGACCGACACAAACUUGCUCAAGAUUACCAUGGGUUCGGUGCAGGACAUGAUCAUUCAGCGCAACCUUAAGCAGCUGAUACUGUGAGUCGCCUGCUUCUGAUCUCUUUCCGAACCCACGCCUGCGAAACCGAAUCUGGCCAUACCCACAGACCCCCCUAGGGGAUAGCGCGUUUGGCCAGCGAUUUUGCGGCGUUCCAUUCGACACAUGGAGAAUGUCAGUGCGACUGAACUUUCUGAAGCAUAUAGCAUCAGUUUCUGCGCUCUCUAUGUAGCUGCUCGAUUUUUUACUAACGCAUCUCGACGACGCGAAGCGGCUUUGAAACCCCACCGCCUCCAGGCAACGCCAAAACCCCGCAGCGCGCCAGACAUUAGCCGCUGUCGUGAGCUUGAGAAGACUCAACCCGCCAACUACGAGCCAUUCUACGAGGGGAAA
This is a messenger RNA of Durotheca rogersii, 1947 nucleotides long. RefSeq names its product G protein alpha subunit. Bases 535 to 1599 code for a protein of 354 amino acids. Lineage: Eukaryota; Fungi; Ascomycota; Sordariomycetes; Xylariales; Xylariaceae. Gene Ontology annotation, molecular function: GTPase activity; G-protein beta/gamma-subunit complex binding; GTP binding. Gene Ontology annotation, cellular component: heterotrimeric G-protein complex. The record is from RefSeq and is a predicted model, not a curated record. The transcript has 5 exons. Gene Ontology annotation, biological process: G protein-coupled receptor signaling pathway.